Caenorhabditis sp. 36 PRJEB53466 is the source of this 1737-nucleotide messenger RNA. The record is from the annotation of a GenBank genome assembly. NCBI's taxonomy places the organism in Eukaryota, Metazoa, Nematoda, Chromadorea, Rhabditida, Rhabditidae.
AUGAAUCAGAACGAUUCCGGAGGCACGAAAGAUCUGCCCGCGGGCGCGGUCAAACUGGGAGCAACUCUCAAUCAAGGAGAGGAUAUACCCCCGGCCAACUCUCCGGCGACCUCAAUCUCCUCUAUGAUCAGCGAGCAGUCAGAAGCCUUCCGCAACUCUCCGUGAGUCACAUUCCCAAAACAUUCACCACGCAAACAUUUCUUUACAGAUAUUUUGCUCAAUCUCCACUCAGCUCUUCCGUCUUCCAACGUCCAGAUCUCUCGUCUUCGGAACAGGACCGUCCAAUGUCCUACCCAUCCAUUUCUUUCAGCACAAACGUGCCAGAUUCUGAAUGUUCGAGUCGCAGCAGUGUUGAUGGGUUCAACCUAAGAGACACGACAUCGGAGAAAAUAAAACAGUUCCGGUGCGUCCACUUUUCGAGAUUGUUUGGUAAUCCGAUUUAUUUCAGUGAGCGGAGCAAGAGAUCGCCCAGCGGUUCGACCAGUGGAGAGGAUGAAGACUCGAAUGAGUCAGAUCUGACCCGGAAAGUUAGCAACAAAGUGAGCGCGCUGUUUCGACAGUUGCCAGUUGUUAAUCGAUUUCAAUUCCAGAGCGAUGAAAAGUUUGUCGUUCGAGCAAUCGACGCCCCUCGCGGACGAAUUGCAAAUAUAAGACGUGAAAGCAGCUGCUCGGUGGAUAGCGAGGUUCGUUUCUGUUCUCUGGACCUCCAGCUGACGUUGAAGUGUGGAAAUGACCCAUAACCUUGCAGGCGGCUCACGAAAGACUAAUAAAAGCGUCGCAAGUAGUUUCCAGUGGAUUCGACGACAUGGCCAUCGAACCGGAGCGCUCGCCAAAUUCAGACUUUCGCCGAAGAACUCCAUCAUUUUCUACCGUGGUUGGAGAGCCAAUUAGCGUCGUUACCAACGCGUUUAUUCCGCAUAGCUGCUCGCCGAGUCCAACUCGUUUGCCAGCGGACCUUAUAAAGCAGUGCUAUUCGCCAUCCACACAGCAAAUGGUUCGACCCAAUAUCUCAUAUAGUCCGAGUCCAAGACCAAGCCCGGCUCAAAGCCCAACAAGACACGCGAAACUGAAGUUUGGAAGGUGACACUUGAAAAAAGUAAUGGUAAUCAAAUCUAACGUGCGAUCAGUUGCAGAAGUGUCUCGCCAAUAUGCAGAAAUCCUCGGCAGCCAAUCAAGAGGAAAAUUACGUUGGCAAGUCCUGGCGACUCGGAAAUCAAGCGUCUCUUCAUACCGAGAAGCAACACAUCGCCACUCGUCACCGACAAAACCUUUCCGUACCCGCAGUUCAAUUCGGGCUAUGAGUCAACCAGCGACUUCACAUCUUUCUCGUAAGGACAUCAAACGGUCCGGAGUUAUCAAUCACUCUGUUUGUUCUUUCAGCGUGCCGCACAGCCCCGGACCACUCAGAGCGAUGACUCCGUCGAGCUGCAUCUCGGCCAGCGAUCAGGACGAUAAUUCAAUGUGUGCGAGAGACGUCGAGGAGAAAGUGAGUCAAGUGGGCCAGGCAGGCGGCUGACACAGACCAUCUGCGCGCAUGAUUCUCGUCUUUUUCACUUUCCGCACCCCCUUCCGUCUUCCGCCUUCUUCAUUCUAAUUGAUGAAAAUAAAUUUCAGGCUAUCGAAGAAGACGAAGAAAUGAUCGGAGUGGAGGAAGACCCGAAGUUGGACGAGGAGCUUCUCGAAGCAGCUGCAGCUGCUCCACUUCCAGACGACGAUGACGAUUUCAGCUUCGACUGA